Molecule: messenger RNA, 5799 nt
Organism: Rattus norvegicus (Norway rat)
Lineage: Eukaryota; Metazoa; Chordata; Mammalia; Rodentia; Muridae
Source: RefSeq, a predicted model, not a curated record
GGCCGUGCGCGUACUCGCGUGCCCGCGCGCCCGCGCUCGGGGGUUGGGGCCGCGGGGCCUGCGUGCGCGUCCCUCCGCUAAGGCUCGGGUGAUCUUUUCCCGCCCCACGCGUCAGGCGUGGGAUCUGCAGGGCAGGGCGGGUGAUUUCUGGGGUGAAGGAACCCUAAGGCCAGAGGGCAGAGACCCGGGAGCCAGCUGCCUAAGGCCGAGGCCAGGUACGGUGGGAGACGCCGGGCCGCGCGGCGCCGAGCCGGCUUUCUGUUUUGGCUCCCUCCGGGUUUUGCUCCCUGACCUUGGAUAGUCAGCUUUCUCUUCCGGGGCUUAAUGUUCUCAUCAUUGAAAUGGGGUGUUUGGACCCCUUGUCUAGCCAGGUUUUUCUGCCCUAAACUUUUGGGGACUGCUGCUUCUCUGAUGUGUUGGACUUGCAGUGUUAUUAACGAAGCUGAGAAGAAGGAAAGCCGUUUUUUUCUUUCCUUUCAGGAUGUUAGGCGCUCAGUUGUUGGUGAGGCUGGCAGGCACUAUGCAGAGUUAGCACCUCUGGGGGCUUGAGUCUGCACAGACCGCGACUGGAAAAUCUGGCUGCAAGGCGGGUUCCCAAAGGGACUGUCAGGAGUCUCAGCAGGCACUUGCUCCCCCUGGGCUUUGCUUACCUUCGUGUAGGGCUCCCUGACUUGUGUGCUGAAGACUGGAGCGGGGCUGAGGGGGGUGGUAAAUGGUUAGCAUUUUCCCUUGGGGGCCUGCCUGCACCCUCUCAGCCUUGUAGCUUCAUUGCUGGAUGAGGAUCUACUUGGGGUGGGGGUGGGGCUGGACCCAUUCUGACCUCUGGUUCAAAUCCAUUUAGUUCUGCAUGGCUCCUUUCAGUCUCCUCCUUGGUUCAGCCUAGGAACAUCUAGUUCGUCCUCUAUCGAAGUUGCUCGCCUUUGCUGCCUGGUUUCCUCCUCACCUCCCUGGCAGUUCUCUCUCAGUGCAUUUUCCCCAGAGGAUGGUGAUUCCUGAAGGGGAGGGCUGAGCAAACGCUUGGUGUUGUACUCCUGGUUUUACAGUCCAGGGUCUGACCCUAGAGGCUUCUCAGGGAACGUUUGCGGUUACUGCCUUCUUGCAGUAAUCAACCUUUUUCUAAGUGUGAAUCUUGUGAACAUGGAACCAUAGGACAAUCCUAAGUUUCUGUCCUUGUCUCCUCUCUAGGAAACAGAGGCAAAGGAGAGUACCUUGCUCAAGGCCACCCAGAUGGGAAGUAGUUGGGCUGGGCAGGUUACUUUUAGCCAACACACACAACCUUGGGUGUGUGGCUCUGCUGAUUGGUUCUCUGUGGGCAGCUGAGGGGGCUGAUGUGGGUGCUGUGAUUUCUGCCCCCAACACAAUGCUGCUUUUGUGGGAUUUUGCAACCAGUGGAUCCUUCUGUGCAGCCUCAGGCUUGAGCAACUCCAGCCUGUGUCAGCUCCUCCCGGCCUUUUGAACACUCCAGUACUGUGAGGCUUCACUGAGAGGGCCUGAGUCCUCCGCCAGGAGUACAGAUGUCAAGGUUGUAUCUGCCUGGUGGCCUAGAAGUUGAUCAGAGGCAGCAGGGGAGCACAACCUUGCAUCUGUUUCACGGUUUUUGUGCCUGUUGGGUGUAUAGAAGGAGGAGGUACGAUAAAGUAGGCUGGUAAGUACUUUGUUUGAGACUGCUGUUGUGAAUUGGGCUGAGGACGAGGAGACCCUGUCGUCCCAUUAGAAGUCUUGCAGGCUGACUGGAAUUUGUUUCUGUAUCAUGUCUAGGAAACAUGCUUUCUUCUGAUCCACUCAAAGGUGAUUUCAUGAAUUAGCUGCAAGGAAGCCAGACCAGGCCCACAGAUAUGAGAGCUCGGGUGCUGUGGGCUGAGACCCUGGAGCCACAUGCUAGAAUCUUCUACAACUCUCCUUCUACUGAUAGCUUUGGAAGGAGCAUGUCUUGACCAUAAACAGGAAAACCAUGUUGAGGAAAGAACGGAACCUGGGCUGUGGGCAGAGUACUGAACACCAGGGGAACACUGCCGUUGUAGACACUCUGGCACCAGGGGAACACUGCCGUUGUAGACACUCCUGCCUCCUCACCUGCUUUUUCCAUGGGGGCACCUUGGGGUAGAACUUGGGGAACCAGGGCUUGUGCAGCAAGUGCUUUUACCUGUGGAGUCAUCCCCCUGACCCCAGAUCCUUCUGUUCCGAACAGGAAUCCCCACACUCCCACUUUGCAGGUCAUCCCAGCCUCGUGUAACUGCUCCUGUUGAAGCCUUGAGCUACACAGCGAAGAGGCCAGAAGGCUCAGUGCCUCCCUGAAGGCAAGUGGAGGUGAGACGCUGCCCGGUGUGAACUGCACCCCUAGAAACAGGAAGUAGAAGCUAGACCGCUGUCUGUCUGCCAUGGCUUGUGAACCUCCCUCAGAUCCUGGUGGGGCAGCUGGUCCUCUGCCCACCUCCACCCUGGGCUGCAGCACCCUGCCUCAGGGGAACCCUCCUGGCUGGGGGGAAGAGCUACACAAUGGCCAGGUCCUCUCAGUCCUCCGGAUCGACAACACCUGUGCACCCAUCUCCUUUGACCUGAGAGUUGCAGAAGAACAGCUGCAGGCCUGGGGCAUUCAGGUCCCUGCUGAGCAGUAUAGGAGCUUGGCUGAGAGUGCGCUUUUGGAGCCUCAAGUGAGGAGGUACAUCAUCUACAACUCCAGGCCCAUGAGGCUGGCCUUUGCUGUGGUGUUCUAUGUGUUGGUGUGGGCCAACAUCUACUCCACCAGCCAAAUGUUUGCCCUAGGCAACCAGUGGGCAGGUGUGCUGCUUGCGACCCUGGCCGCUGUCAGCCUGACCCUGACUCUUGUGCUGGUCUUUGAGAGGCAGCAGAGGAAGGCUAACACUAACACAGACCUGAGGCUGGUGGCUGCCAAUGGAGCCCUUCUGAGACACCGAGUGCUGCUGGGGGUGACAGAUACCGUGGAGGGAUGCCAGAGUGUGAUACAGCUCUGGUUUGUCUACUUUGACCUGGAGAACUGUGUGCAGUUCUUGUCCGAUCAUGUCCAAGAAAUGAAGAGGAGUCAGGAGUCCUUGCUGAGAAGCAGAUUAAGCCAGCUAUGUGUUGUCAUGGAGACUGGAGUGAGCCCCGUGGUGGAAAGGCCUGAGGACUUGGAAGAUUCUCCCCUCCUGCCCAGAACUCCUGGUCCUCAGGAGAGACCACUCACACAGACUGAACUCUAUCAGCUUGUUCCAGAGGCUGAGCCAGAGGAGAUGGCCCGGCAACUGCUGGCAGUGUUUGGUGGCUACUACACCCGGCUCCUGGUGACCUCUCAGCUCCCUCAGCCAAUGGGAACACGACACAUGGACUCUGCAAGGAUCCCAUGCCCCUGCCAGCUCAUAGAAGUACACAUUUUGGGCACAGGAUGUUGCCCAUUCCUGGCCAGGUGACCUAGGGAUGAAGGUGUUCAUCUUCCUCCAAGACUAAGAAGUAGGGGAGGAGUCAGGAGCCCAGCAUGGCCACCAGUGAGCUCAGAUGAGGUCAGCGUUUGGAGACACUUUCUCAAGUGUCAGUCAUGUAGGCCUUUGGGUCAUCAAGUGCACACCAGAUGUCUUCUUGGCAUCAUACUCUGUCCUGGCCUUGCUGAAUCUGGUGGCUGAGCUGGUGGCUGGCCUUGCAGCCUGGAUGGAGGAUACUGUCUGUUGCCUGUCAAGGCCUAGGGACCUGCAGCUGACUCCACAGGGCAAGUGCCUGACCCUGGGGUCAGAAAGUGAGACCAAGGCUCCAAGGAGACGCCCAUCUUUCAGCGGUGCCUCAGUCUGCCGGUCACAACCUACCUGCCCUCAAUGUGAGGGAAGAUUCUUGGAAGGGUGAGCUAGCUUGUGAGUGACAGUACCGUCUGGGAUUGUUGUCUGUUAGCACCAAGGUUAGAGAGGGCUAGGGUUGGAGGAUGGGUGAGGAGACAAAAGCCUGGCAGAUGACCAUCAACAAGGGGCACUGGAAAAGAAGCUCCUGUUAUACUCAGUGACUUUGCACUGGCUUGCUGCUUGUGAAUGUGUUUCUCUUCUGCCAAGCAGCAGUGGUGUUUUCUGACACUAACAUUGUUCUGGAAUGAGGUAUGAUUAGACACUCUGGGUUUAUGUGAAGAACUCAGCGACUUUCCCAAAGUUGGAAGACUGUCUACAGCCCUAUGCCCAGAGCCCUGGACUCGUGUAAAGGUCCUGCUCCAUGAACCAGCCUUUGUGGUUUUUGUCCUCCACAAAUCAUCAUUAUAAGUUGGAACUCUUCCUGGAACUGGCUGGCAUAUGCAUUCAUUCCUGUUGGACUCUUAUUCAUCCUUCAAAACCCUACUUUUCAUAUCCUUCCUGCUGCUUUCUGUCUCACUGAAAUUCUGAUGGAACUGCCCCCCUUAUGGAUGUUUUAUGUUAUUCAGUGUUUCUCCUGUACAUACCUCUUUUUCUAUCAAGACUGUAAACUCCUCAAGGUCCAACACUGCACCCACCUUCCUUUUGGGAAUGACUUGGACUUGUUUAGAAAAAAAAAACAAUUUUGAAAAGUCCCAUGGAUUGGUCGCCUUGCCCUCUCCACCCAUUGUGGCAAAUGCUUCUGGAAGACAUGGUUGAAUGGUAAGGCCCAGGUCGUGAUGGACCAGAGGUCUGGUCUGCAGCUGUGUCACUCUAUUUGUGCACCCUCUGUUUGCCCAUCUCUACAGCUGGAUGAUUUUGGUGAUUUCCAGCUUGUGCUGUUUGUUAUUCUUACCUCCGUGCACAAAGUGCUCUCCUGCCCCCAAACUGAGGGGUCCUUGGUGGGGACUGACCUAAAAUAGUAACCUGGAUUCUUGUUGCACACCUGCCACAUCCAGGGCUGCGUGACCAUGGCUGAGUGCACUGCUUCUCUGUGUGUCCAAUGAUUCCUUUAUAGAUUGAUGCAGUGAACCACAGUGGCACAGCUCAGGAGAUUUUCUGGGUGAGACAUGCCCUACUUCCUUGCAUUCUUUGUGUCCAAGAUGGAGGAGUCCCCCAGCCAUGUGUCAUGGCAGCUUUGCUCAGUGCAGUUAUUCACUGUCUUUUGAGCCACAGAAAAUGUCACUGUGAAGUUGAUCAAGGGAAGCCUGUGCUUGUCCUCUGUUCACAGACUCUUGAGCAUGAUGGUGGAAACUAAAACUGUUUGGUGAGUGAGAGAGUUGCUCAUGGAGGCUUGGUAUGGUCCUUCCACAGUUUUCCUGCCUGCCGGAUGGGACUUAUGGGGUGAGCCCACAGUAGACCUUCUUUGUGUGUGCCUCGGUUUCCUCAUUUGUAAAAUCCACGUGUCUCACCUGCUUCACAAAGUCGUCAUGAGGAUGAGCCAUCCAGCCUUUUUUUUUUUUUUUUUUUUGAAAAAAUAUCUUUAAUCCUAUCCCUGUGCAGGUGAGGUCUGGGAGUUAAACUGAGGUCCUCAGUAAGAGUGGUUUAUGCCCUUACUUCAGCACCAUCUCUACAGCCGAGUGCUCCUAAGUCUUAAGGCUCAAUACCCAUAAGAGGCAGGAACCAUGGACAAACCGCCAUGCAGGUAGGAACAGUCAAAGCCAAGUCCUGCCUGCCAUCUUGUCUCUGUCCCUUCAGACACCGGGGAGGAAAGCACAUCCUCCAGAUGUUUCAACCUGAAUAGCAACAACCUUCAGUGCUUGCAACACCAAAGCUGUCACAAAGCCGGAGCAGGAACUCCAUAACCUGUCGCCAUUUCUCAUUUAUUCUUGUUGUCUGGUAUACAGUAGGUGCUCAUAUGUGUUUGACUCUUGCCUCAUGCUCAAUUAUUCCAGUACCUCAGGGUUAUGUAUGCAAAUAAAGAUUUAUCAAAUCUCAA